CAUGUUUACACCCGCCCCGUCCCGUGUUCCGUGUCCUCCUGGAAUCUUGGUACCCGCCGGUCAAGAUGUCGCUUAUCGUAGACGACGCCGCGGACCAGAACGGCCUAUCCAGCCCUUCGCUGACUCAGCCGCGUCUUGGAUAGAUUAUCGAUAAGCUCUCCCAUCUCCCCUUUUUUAAUUUUAACGACCUGUAACAGUUGCCCCCUUUCCCUUUUCUUAUCCCUUACAUAACCUAUCCCGAUUCCGAGUUCCGACCACUUGAUACCUUAUUCCCUCCUCCAAUUCCGCUUAAGAUCUGAUGAUUACCCCGGCCGCUCUCGCUUGUUCUCAAUUCGUCGGCGCUCGGAUCCCGAGUCCCUCCUUCUCGCCGAUUUCUAAGCUACGUUGUUCCCCACGCUGCGCGGCGGCGACGGCAACGGCGCCGGUGCCGGAGGCGACGCUCUACGACGUGCUCGGGCUCACGGCAGGGGCCACAAGCGGGGAGAUCAAGGCGGCGUACCGGCGUCUGGCGCGGGGGUGCCACCCGGACGUGGUGGCGGCCGAACGGAAGGGCGCAUCGGCCGACGAGUUCAUGCGGAUCCACGCCGCCUACUCGGCCCUCUCCGAUCCCGAGAAGCGCGCCGAUUACGAUCGGCGAUUGAUGGCGCCGAAGCCGGCGACCUUCGGCCGGCAGCGAUGGCCACCGCGCGGCCCUCGGCCGUUCUCUUCGUCCGCGUCGACCACCUCGGCGGCGACAUCGUUCUCCGGCUUCGGUCGCCGGACGUGGGAGACGGACCAGUGCUGGUAGGUGAAGACCGGCCGGGUGAGGUCCGGACCGCGUUCGGCCGGCCGGAAAGUCUUGUUUACGUGAACCAAAAAUCUAUAGAGGAUUUUGGGACUACCAGAGCCGUCGGAUGAGAUCUCCUGUUUGCAUGAUGUUGGUGGAUGAGGGCAGAUAUAUUUUUAGCAGCCUCGGCCAUCCUUGCACUGAUUUCAUCAUUUCUAUUUUUUUUUUUUUUGCUUUUAAUAUGUAAAUAUUCAGGUGUUUUAAUUCUGAUGUUUCUUGAUACGGCUUAUUAUGAUGUCUAAGAUCGCUUUUUUAGUGUAAUUUUGGUUGGCAUGAAGAAAUUGGAUGGCUAACUAUGCUGAUAUG
Elaeis guineensis (African oil palm) is the source of this 1132-nucleotide messenger RNA. Its product is annotated as chaperone protein dnaJ 11, chloroplastic. The record is from RefSeq and is a predicted model, not a curated record. NCBI's taxonomy places the organism in Eukaryota, Viridiplantae, Streptophyta, Magnoliopsida, Arecales, Arecaceae.